AUGAAGCGUGUUCUGGCAUUAUUGCGCGUCGUUCUGUUUCUCCAGCUCCAGCUCGCGGCUGCGGCGCCUGACGCGCAAAUCACAGCGCGCGCAGCGCUCCACGCCAGGCAGGACCCACCCCAGCGUCAGCACCGACGGCCAAUCCUCUUCUGCGACUUCCCCGCAACCCUCACUCGCAGCGCUUCGUUCGCCCAGUGCUGCGCGCCCUCCAGCGCCUGUGACUUCUUCUCCACCUGCUCCGCCGGCACCCUCUUCGCCGAGUCCACGUCCGUCUUCUGCGACCAGGGAUACUGCAAUACGGGCGUCAUCGUCUCGACGACGGGCGCGAAGAGCGGCGAGUCGUUCCUGGGCUGUUGGCCCACGAGCCUGGGGACCGCCGCCUUCAGCGUGGUGCAUGAUAUAGGCAGUGCACCAAUUGCUACUCCUACAGGACAAGCAUCCUCUCAAGCUAGCUCGGGCAACGGCAGCAGCAGCGGCACCGCAGAAGCCUCCGAUGCAGGAAGCGCAACUGAGUCGCCCGCAUCAACGGGCACUUCCACCGCCGAGUCUGCCGCCAACUCCACGGGCGCAGCAGCGAUACCUGGCGCUCAGCCCUUGACCGGAAUUGUAGGCUUAGUCGCUGGUCUUCUCGCCUUGCUGUAA
Molecule: messenger RNA, 642 nt
Organism: Trematosphaeria pertusa
Lineage: Eukaryota; Fungi; Ascomycota; Dothideomycetes; Pleosporales; Trematosphaeriaceae
Exons: 3
Coding region: 1-642 (213 amino acids)
Source: RefSeq, a predicted model, not a curated record